CAGUGGGCAGGGAAUUAAGAAGCCUGCGCUUUGUAAAGAAAGUUUUCAUUCAUGCAAAGGUUGUGAGCUCCUUUUGAGAAGAGGACCAAUGUUCCUUUGUUAAUGUAGAACUAAAGCAGUUGACCCUGUGGACAUGGAGCUGCCUGCUGUGUUACUGUGUGUUAUUGCGGCAGGCUUUAUGGGCAAAGCUCAGGAGAUUUCUGAAGACUCUGGUUCCUGCAUGUCAGACUGUCCAGGUACUGGUCAAUUAAACUUCCAGAAGGGUUCCAGAUACAUCUACAGCUACUCCACUUCCACUGGAACAUUUUUGGCAGAAAGUUCUUCAGCUAGAAGAGAUCUAUCUCUGGAAUGUGCAGUUCACAUAGAAGUCAUUGGAAAAUGUCACAUGGUUCUACAGCUGAAGGACAUGAAAGUAAGGACAACAGAGAUGUCAGAAAAUUCCUCCAAAGAAUUUGAAAGUUUGAGGGAUGCACUUGAGAAACUGCCACUUCAGUUUUCAUACCACGAUGGUAAAAUUCAAAAACUUUGUCCAUCAAGCCAAGAGCCAAUUUGGUCGCUUAAUAUAAAGCGUGGAAUUCUCAGUGUGUUGCAGGGAAACUUAAAGGCUCCAGCAGCAGGCAGAUCCAUUGUAGAGGUGGAUGUUUUAGGGAGAUGUCCCACCUCAUAUGAACUCCGAGGAAAUUCUUUAUGGAAAAGAAAAGAUCUCAGUCAGUGUUCUAAUAGAGUCCUGGGUUCUACCUCAAUACGAUCAGUUGCUCUCCCAGACAAAACACAACUCCUGGAUUCCCAUCUGGAAUGCCUGCAGGCUUUUAGAGACGGGACGCUGACAGAAGCAACUUGUGAUGAGUCCCACCUCGUUACUGUUUUCUCUCGGGACGGAAAUGGUGCCAAGACACAAACACGAACACUACUAAAGCUGAUCAGGAUUGAAGCUGACAUGUCGACUAACAAAGACAUCCCUGGGAAACACUAUGUGACCAGUCUUUUGUAUGAAAAGGAAACUAUUUUUGGCAACUUACAUGGAGAAGAUGUGGCUGAAACGGUUAGAAACCUUUGCCUGGCUCCAAGUACAAACUAUGAGACUGCAGAUCUUUUUAUGAAUCUGGUGUUUGAACUGCGACUCCUUUCUGCUGCUGCCCUAUCGGACCUCUGGCAACGUUCUUCUUUCAAAUGCAGAGACAACUGGCAGCCAUUACUGGAUGCUCUCCCAUCCUGUGGCACAGAGGCUUGUGUAGGUCUCAUGAAAGACAUCCUUCUUGCAAAGGAAUUGGAAAAUGAAAAAGCAGAAUCUUUUCUCUGGUCACUUGCUUUUCUACCUGAGCCAACAGUUGGGAUGGUUGGAUCUCUUGUGCCAUUGUUGCAAGAGGAAGAUGCUGGUCAGAGUGUGUACUUAGCUAUUACAGCCUUGCUCCAUCAUUUCUGUUCCAUCACAAAAGAAUGUCACAAGGUUCCUGAAGUACAGACUGUUAUGGGAAUCUUACAAGAACAACUGGGAGACAACUGUACAGCACAGGAAGAUGAGCAGAUACACAAGAUGCAACUUAUUUUAAAAGCAAUUGGAAAUGCUGGACUGGCUGCAGAAUCAUUGAUUCCAGUUCUAACAUCUUGUGCCUUCCUGAGAAGUAACCCAGACUCCAUAAGACUGGCUGCAGUUGAAGCCUUUAGAAGGAUUCCAUGUUCAGCUAAUCGCACUAUACUCGCAGAGCUGUACCAAAGUGUGCAUGAGAAUGAAGAAAUAAGAAUAGCCUCAUACUACACAGCUAUGAAAUGCCCCACUCAGGAGUUUCUCCAUAUAGUUCGACAGAUGCUGAAACAUGAAAAAUCAAUGCAAGUGGGAUCUUUUGUAUGGAGUCACUUGUCACAACUGUUGGAAUCUGAUGAUCCGCUGAAACAGGACAUUGCGGACUCCCUCCCUGAUGAUAUCUUAAGCAAGGACUUUGAGGGAGAAUUCUGGAAAUACUCCAGCUAUUCAGAUGCUACGGUUCUUUCAGAAUCUGCAGGAGCCAAUGUGGAGGCCUCAAUGAUAUUCACACCAUCGUCCUUCAUUCCACGUUCUGCAAUGGCCAAUCUUACAAUACACGCAAUGGGAAGAGCAAUGAAUAUACUAGAGUUUGGUAUACGAUUAGAAAAUGCUGAAGAUCUUCUCAAAAGGAUGUUUGGUCAUCCCUCUUUUACUUCAAAUAAAGCCUUUGUUAGAAAAGAUGAAGAAAACACCAACUCAGGAACCCCUAUAGAGACAAUGGCAAAAGCCAAUGACAAGAAGCCGACAUCUAAGAGAUAUACACACGGGGAGCCUCCAGCAAAAAAACCUGAUCAACAAAAGAUGAAAAAUUUUAAACACAGCUGCCCAAGUGGAAAGUAUAACAAAAUAAAUGAGAUACAGCAGAAGUUCACCAAAGGAAUGAAAAGUAUCACAAAUGAACUAAAAUGUGGUCUGAGCAUGAAAAUCUUUGGAAAUGAGCUCAACUUCCUGGAUUGUGAAGGAGUGAAACAAACAAUUAAACAGUAUUCUUUGAGCAUGGCUGAAUUGGCAGUGAGACUUCUUAAGGGUCAGGAGGUUCAGUACAGCAAAAGAAUGGGAUUGGCAACAGAAGAAAUCACCUUCCCAACUCUUUCUGGAUUCCCUGUUCAGCUUUCUCUUAAUGCCACACUAUCCACAAGUGUUAAGAUUAGAGGAAAUAUGGAUAUCAAGCAGCAAGCUAAUUUCUACAUUAAUGGAUAUAUCAAACCAAGUGCCCUAAUCCAACUAUCCAGCCAAAUGGGCAUUGUGGGAACAGUAGGCAAAAUGGGCCUAAGAUGGGUAACUGGCUUAAAAGCAAUGAGCAGUGUGGAUGGUGGAAUCCAGAUGAAGAAAGGUCAAGAGCUGAAAAUUUUUCUAAACACACCUGAUGAAUCUAUGGAAAUACUUGAUUUCAGCUCCACAUUGUACCAGGUAACACCUGAUGGUCUGAAGACAAUAAGCAAUCCCAUCUAUCAGAAAGAAAGAAAAGCCUGCAUGAAUGAGGAGGUGUCUAAAUUAUUUGGUUGGCAGCCAUGUUUGGAUGUGUCUUAUCCUGAAGAUGAAAGUCUGUUACCAUUCCCGCUUUCUGGGCCAGUAAAAGUAUCCCUCGUACUCAGGAAACAAGACAAGGGACUGCGGCAGUAUCUUCUUGAGGCCUCAUACAACCAAAUUCCACAGAAAGAUGACUGGAUUCCAAAUGAAGCAACAUUGCACUUUUUUAUGGGUACCCCAAAAUCAGAGAUUAGACGAGAUGUUGGCAUUGACCUACAUUAUAAUAUACAACAUAGAAAAUUUAGGAUAACACUUCUCCAUCCAAGAAAGAAGAUUCAGUUAAAUGGGAAAAUUGAAUCUUCUCGGAAUUCUAGGAAUGGACAUUUGGAAUUAAUCUUAGAUGACAAGGAGAUUUAUUAUAUUAAGGGGCUGACAGACCUCCAAACAGCAGGUGGAGAACAGAGGUACACAGCUCUGGCAGAAGUAAAACUGACCAAGUUUGGGAGUCCCAUCAUUCUUUCUGGGAAUCUCACCAAGCAGUUUGGGAAGAAGAUGGCUUUCUCAUUUGCCCUAAACAACUUACUGAAGGACACAGCGUUUUUUUCAGUUGUACUUGACAAGAAAGCAGAUGAUAAACUGAAGCAGUACUCAUUAGAAGGGGAAGCGUACAUCCCUGGAGUGUUUGGUUCCUACGCCAUUGGUCUUCUUCAGAAACGGGGUGAUAUUUGGACAAACGCUGUGAGAGUAAAAUACGGCCUUUUAGGUGAUGCAAAGUAUCUUCAACAUGAAUGUGACACUGGGCAAAAAGUAAAGAUGGACACAAACUCAGAUGAUCAGUAUAAGGUUGAUGUGGAGCAUGAAUUUCAUUGUACACAAAUGCCAUCUUUCAACCACAAGGUGCAUUUAAACCAUGAAGAACGUAUAUCUCAUAUACAUUCAAUGUUGGAAGUGAGCUAUGGAAAACACUGGGAUGAAAUGAACAACAAGAAAAAACUGUUUAUCAGUCAGACAUUUAAAAACAACUCCAGCCCAUCAACAGCCAGCUACUUCAUGGAGUUCACACUGCAAGUCUCUGAGAAGCAAGUGAAUUAUCGGACUCAGCUAAUUCAUACCCAUUCUGCACUGGAGAGUAACACCAACUUUAAAAUGCAGUAUAACGACAGAAUACCCUUUGUAUCUGGCUUGCAGUGGAAGGAUACAUCAAAAAAUGAUCUACAGAAAUGGGAAGGGGCAUUUACUAUGGACACUCCUUGGUUAUAUCUCUACUCAGCCUUGAAACGCUAUCAGCCUCAGCGCUACGCCUACCAGACUAUAAUAGAAAUGUCUGCAGGAAAGGCUCUAACCAUAAAGAAUCUAGUUCUAGAUAUGUUCUACAAAGACAAAGGAAGUGAGAAAGAGGGGAAAAUUCAUAUUCACACACCUACAGCUACAUAUCUAAGAGCUUCCACAGUGAAUUUUAUUGGAGGGAAUUCUUUCAGAAGUUACAGCGAAAUGGUGUCACUGUGGAAUCAGCUUCUAAAGAAUGAAAUCCAAUUAGAAAAUAAUGAAAAAAUAAAGCUGUUUGUCUUCAAGAUCAAAGGCUCAAAGCAAGAGUUUAACGUCAGUGCUGGUUACAGAAGUAUAGAUUGGCCAAAGAAGUCAAAUUUUUCAAUGAAGACAAUGUGGACAGAUCAGAAGAGUUAUCCUCUCAUUUUUCAGUUGGAUGGACAGAUAGAAGAACUGAAGAAGGACAAAAUGUUAUAUCAGAAACAAGGUCUUCUUUAUCUUAGGCACCCCUUUAAAGUACCAGUUCCACAAAGUAUUCUCCUCCAAGAGACAUUUACUGUGGAUAAGCAGAAAAGACAUUAUAUGCUAGAAACGAAACUUCUGAUGGAUGAGAUGGAGGAAUGUGUUCAGACAAUCACUCUUGGGUAUAAUGCAGACAAUCCAUAUAUUUGUGCAGAUCUUCGACAUCCAUAUAAGCACCAGGUUUUUCCUAACAACCUUGAAAUUUGUGCUUCAACUAAAAGACAUAACUUGGGAAAAACUGAGAUUGAAGCCACCAUUAAAGCAAACAAGAGAAAUGUAUUUGGUCUCUCAGGCACGUUUCAGAACAAAUCUAGUAAAAGAGAAUUAUGGCAUGUGUUGCGGAUGGAUAUGACUCACUCUUUCCAGCUGAGAAUUCCACGUGCCUUAAUAUUUGAUGGGGAAAUUUUCUCAAGGCAUAUCAAGCAGGAUGAGUUUAAUCAUGGCAUAUGGGGAAAACUGAUAAUCAACAGAAAUAAUACUUUGCAGUUGCACGCACAGUUAAAUCGUACAUUGAAUCAAAUAGGAUUUUUUUCCUAUUUCACACAUCCCUUUGCUUUGCGGAUUCCUCACAAUAUACAGGCUGAUGCAACAAUGAAAAGAUAUGGAGCAAGGGAUGUAAAUGGAACAUUCACCCUGCACUGGGGUAAAGAGGUUUUAUUAUUUGAAGUAGAUUUAAGCAAUGACAGUAGGACAAACAUUGGAAUCAUUGGGCUCAGUGCAUCUUUGCAUCAAACAGUUCUAGCUGAUCCAUUGACUGCUCACUUAAGGAUUACUGGCAAGGCAUUGCCUUCAAGGUUCUCUCUUUUAUCUGAGACUAUUGUUAAUAACCAGUCCUUACUGAUUGAACUUCUGGGAUCAAAGGAGCAAAAAGUUGGAUUGGUGUUUUCAUUUAGUGGCAACCUUAUACACACAAUUAAUGGUCUAACAAUUCUACCUCAUCAACUCUUAAUUGAAGGAUCUCUAAAGCAAAAGAAAAAUAUUAAUGAAGGGUACAUCAGUUUUCUAAAGAAUCAAGAGUUCUACAGAAUUUAUGUUCGUAAUAGAAAUGUGUUUGGCAACGUCACACAGCACAAUAUCACUUUCAACUUAUCCCAAAAUGGAAGCCAUUCUAUGCCUGCAGAAACAAAACUAAGGGCGUAUGUCCAGUUAGAAGAACUAGAUAAAAAUGGAGAAGUCUGUAUCCAAGCAGAUGAAAAAUUACUAUGUAUGGAUCUUUCUAAUUCUGGUGACCACACUCAGCGAGGUGUUACAGGGAAGCUUGUACACAACCUUUUCUCCUUACAGAAUGCAGGAAUUCCAAUGGCAAGUGCUGUUGAAGUAACACUACAAAAUACCAGUAAUAAUCGAACAUUUUCCAUUGCCCUGGAUAAUGGGAAAAGUAGAGUUGACAUUUCUUUGGGAUUAGAGAGAAUUUUACCAGGAUCCCAGCUCACUGCAAGACUGAAGCACAAUGUUGGUGAUCUAAAAUUUCACGGAUUACCAUACAAUAUAAAUGGUAUUUGCUAUUAUCAGAGUGCAGACAAAGGUUUUGUGACAGGAAUGGCUGUCCAAGCAGAAGAUGAACACAUCAAAGCAGAAAUGAAUAAGAAAACUACUGGAAAUACUUCCAACAUUAUUCUUUCUCUCCAAAAUGACCUCAGCUCAAUUAAUUACAUAAUACCAUCAAGCAUGAAGAUCACUUGCAAUGGAGAAUUUACAUCUAGCUUAUUUUAUGGGCACUGCAAUGGGGAUAUUGCAAGAAAAACAUCACAGUUUUCAAUUCCACUAAGAACUACAUUCAAUGGAUCUCUUCUGGCAAAUGGCUACAAAACCAAUCUGUUUGGACUUGUUUCAACGGGUGAUGAAUUUGGACGGAUGACUAUAAACACAGAAAGUGGUUUGCAAAACACAAUUGAAAUUGGUUUCAAGCAUGCUUUGCCUCAGCUCUAUACACUAGGCAUCACCAAAGACAACAAAAUUAGGAUUUCAGCUACAAGACAGGGGAAGACUGGCACAGUAGUUGAUAUCGCCAUUGGAAAAUGUUUAAUCAAAGCCAGUGCUGAAGCUAGAGAAGAAAAUAAUGGAAGUGAGACCAUCUUAAACUGGACCACGUCAGUUUUCAACUCCUGUUUCCUCACUGAGAAGUUUAAUAUUCCAAAGAACCUGUUAGUGAAUGGAUCAUUGCAGAGAGAUCUUUGUGGGUUUGGGCUAGCCAUACAGAUUGGAUAUGAUGAAAAUAAUGCUAAUCUACUUGUGAAAAAAACCUGCAAUCCCUACUUUGUGGAAGGAUCACUCAAUCACACUAUACACUACCUUAAUGUGCUUGGACUGCCCUCUGUAAAUCAAUUUUUAUUCUCUACAUCAACAACACCUACACUUGGUGGCCAUAUCAUGUUACAGUCUGGGCAAUGCAGAAUUGGUGCUACGGCUGAUGUCAUGUCUGGCAAUAAGACCGAAUGGAUGCUGCUCACAGAAACAGACUGUAAGCCAUUAAAGGCACUCCAUAUCCCAUCACAGUCUCGGGUUAAUGGAUCACUUGCAAUUAAUGGCUGUAAAGUAGAACUUCUUUGUGCCCUUACAUUCAAUGGCAACUCCUCUGAACUUCACGUAAGGUCUGAGUGCCAGCCAAAAAUGAAAAUGGAAAUAGAAUUUCGGCAUAACCUCUUUCUGUUGAAGGGGAUUAGCGAGGAAAACAAGAUGUCUGUCAUUGUCGGAAAGCUGUCUAAUUAUAACAUUGAGAUGUUACUGCAGUCGGGGUCCUGUGCUUUUGAAAUAAAAGGAGAUAUUCACACUGACAAUAAACUACAAUGGAAAAUGUUCUUGGAGAAUAAAUGUAAAACUAUGCAGGACCUUGGAGUACCACAUAAAAUUGAUGGGUCUGGUUACAUUGUUGUGAAUAAAAAAGCCAACUUAGAUUCACAGAUGUUAAUUGUUGUUGAUGAAAGUACCCUACAAGGAUUACUUAUACUGAAAGCUUCUGAGAAGAAGCAAGAAUUGGAUGCUAUUCUAACUCACAAUAUUCAGCCUGCAUUAAACCUUGGUGUACCUAAAAAAGCUGUACUGGAUAUGACUACAGAAAGGAGCAGUGAAUUCUAUAAAAGAUCUAUUCAGCUCAGCUUGGAUAACAAACAGCAGAUCUCAGAAGAAAUGAGUUUUCAUCAGAAGGCGGAUCACAUCUCAAUCAUUUACAAGAUAAUACACAACCUGGAUAUAUUGAAAAAAAUUCACCUUGAGGACAGAUUGGAUAUUGAGGCAACUGUGGACCUGAAGGAAAUAAGGAACAUUAGUGUAUCAACUCACUAUGGAUCCAGGGUCAUGAAUGCAUCAGUACAAAUAAUGGGCAAUGAAACAAGAACCAACCUGACAGGAAGUAUUCUACACAACUGGCCUUGGUUACUUCAGAAUAAGUUCCCAGCUUCUCUAAAGGUGUCUGUGGGAAUGCAAGCAACAGAAGAUGAGCAAGAGGUAACUUUGCAAACUGCAUCUGCAGAGACAUGGCUGACUUGUACUGUGGCUCUUCUUGGCAAAGCAGAUGAGAGCAAGGUGCACAUUAGGAGUAUGCACAACAGUGACAUUUUCCUUAAAUAUGGUUAUCCAAAAGUAGUUAUUUUAAAUGGAAGAUUAUGUACAUUAUGUUUGGAAGGCAAUAGAUCAAGUAUUACUUUGGGUGUGGACUUUGGCAAGAAGAUAUUAAAUCUGGAUGUGAGUGCCCUCAGAGAUCAACCUGGAAGCAUUAAUAUAAAUGCAGGAGUGGAGCAUUCCAUUCAUGUGCUACGUAUCCUUGGAAUACCAUCCAUAACACAGAUGGUCCUGCAACUCAUUUCGACCAACAAGAACCUUGGUGGAAACUGGAAGCUUAUUUGUGACCGAAGGACACAUAUUUUUAUUACUGCAAGUACAAGAACUCAGCAGCAGAGAGACGAAGUGAAUAUUAAGGUUGUUCACAAUGUGCCAUUCCUACAGCGCUACAUUCCAAAUUCAAGUUAUCUCAUCACUAAGGUUAGCUAUUCCAUGAAUGAAGCUGGGGCAAGUGUGCUCCUAAAAAUAGAUGAAAAGGAGUUAAAGGUGUCCACCAUGUUAAACAUUACAGUAAGCAGUUACACAAGCACAGUACAGCUAGAGCACACAGUGCCACAGUUCAAAAAUGUUCCAGCACAGAUAGAGAUAAGGACAACAUUUGAGAAAAGCCACAAAACAUGUGCCCUGAGACAAGAAACAAUAUGGGGUAGCAAAGAAGUGACACUCAUGGCAAUAUACACAGGGCAGUUUCCUAAGUUAUCUGGAGGCCAUGAAGUAAUGGGUGAAUUCUCUCAGUCCCUCUUUCCUAAAACCAUUCGACACGGCAAAGUCAAGAUCUAUUUAGAGCAUUCGGUUCACAAUCACCAGGAUCAUGUUACAAUUGGCUGGAAUGGUAGAGACCAGGCAGGAAUUUCUUCUUUACUGAAGAUAGGGAAGGAACGCUUCGACUGCAGGGUUGGAAUUAGCCAUCCUUUCAACUUCUCAGUAAGGCACCUGGAAAUCAGUUCCUUGUCAGAGAAGAGAGGAAGUAAAUACAAUCAUCAGACACAGGUUGCUUGGAAUAAAGGAUUUCCUGUCAAUCUCAGACUAACAUUGGAUGACAAAUUAAUGAACGACUCCAAAGUUUGGAAUGCCUGUGUGAGCAUUUUGCCAGGUCAGAUCCAGCAACUGAUAAGCGUGGGAAACAUUCAGGCAUGUGGAUAUAUGGAAAAGGACUCUAACGCUUUCCAAGAGUACAUGGACUUAAUGUGGAAUUCCAAAAAAUUCAAGCAAACACUGAUGUAUGAGAAACACAUUGAUGGUGGUCCUGACACACUCCAGUUGGAAGCAAUUUUUGAAAAUAUCUUUCCAGCAGAUUGCAGCAAACAUCACAUUUCAGCAAAAAUGGGCACAAAUUACUUGGAUACAGUAGAUCAUGUGCUAAAACUAGAGCUGUGCAAUCUUCAGCAUCCAGUUGUUAUUUCUGGAAAACACAGCCUUAACAAGGAGGAACUAAUAAUGUCUGAAAACCGACUUAGCUUUACCUCAAAUGAAAGAGAUGAUGCAGUAUUUAUACUGGCCUUGGAUGAAACUGGAAGACAGGAACAAGAACAGAAUUAUUCAAUUAGUUUACAUCUUAAAGCAUCAGAAAGCAUUAAAAUGGGGAUGAUAGGACAAUACUUGUCUUCUUCUUCUAAACAUGAAGUCCAGCUGCAGACUACCUUCAAUGAAAAUGAUCUUUUGACACUGAAUGCUUCCAGUGGGAAGACAUGUAUACAGGUUAAUGUUGUACAAAAUAUACAAGGAAGUUCAGAGGAAAAGGGAUUGGAGCUCAGUGCCUGUACAGAUAGCCAAUAUUUGGCUGCCGUGAAUACUUAUUUGAGAGUUAACGGCAUACGAGACAGAUUGGGACAACUUGUUCUCUCUGCGUCAAAUCAAAGCCUGAGUUUUUAUUACCAAGGUUGCGGAGAAGCCAUUGCCAAAGCUGAGAACCUUCUUGGGAACAUUGGUUUGCAUGUGAAAACGCAUAUUGUGGAGAUAAAUAAGAAAUUAGAUACCUAUGUCAAGGGUUUCCAAAGAACUGUGCAAGAGUAUGAAUUUCUUCAUGAGGCAGCUGGAUGGCCUUCAAAAAUCUCCCAGGACAUAGCAGGAGUGUUGCAGAACGUACCAAAGUCUUUUAACCAGAUGUGGAAACAGAGUGGCCUGAGACAGGCGCUUCGACAUGACCUUCCAAUUUACUUUGAAAGACUUAAUAACCUUGUCAAACAAAUGCAGACAGAACUUCAAAGGCCCCUUGUAACACUAAAGGAUGCUUAUUAUGAUGCAACAUUAAAACCACUGGAGGAUGUUUGGCAAGAAAAGACAGAAACUUGGCUCAGAAAAAUCAAUGCUUUCCUUCCCAGUAUAGUAAAGGAUGAAUGGCUGAUGGAUCCAGUUAGACGGCUAGUAGAUGCUUUAAAGGCUGGUUUGGAUGUGGGAACUCACCAGCUGCUGAAGUGGACUGAUGCUAAGCUUUCCAGAGCAGUCAGCAAGAUACGGAAACCCCUGACAAGACUAUUUAGUUAUUCCAGCAACUGCACGGUGAUGCUGAACUUCCCGCUGUUACCCAGAGAAUAUCAUGUAACAGGACUGGCAAAUAUUACACAUUACAUUAUUGAGGAGAAACUUAUGAAGCCAAUAAAGGAUAUGUAUAGUAUAAAUCUGAUGGCUGAGUACUACAGGUUCAAGCGAAGAAUGAUGGAAAGCCCAUUUGAAUAUCAUGCAGUCUUGAUUGGAAACAAACACGUUGUGACUUUUGAUGGAAUUCUUCUUAAUGUGGCUUCAAAAUGCAGCCUGCUGCUGGCUAAGGACUUUAUGUACAACAAGUUUACUCUCAUACUAAACCAAGGUGGUGGGACUAUGAGAUCAUUGCAUGUAGAUAUGAAUCACGUCUCUGUUGAUAUCUAUCCUGGACUGAAAAUAGAAGAGAACUGUCAGAGGCUUGACCUUCCAGUUUAUAAGAAUGGAAUCUUUAUUAAAAAGGAUGCCAAUCACAUAGAAGUGGCAAAUCAAGAGGGGAUUACUGUACAGUGUGACAUUUAUCAUGACAUAUGCAGCUUUACCCUAGAAGGAUGGUACCAUGGUAUUUCAGCUGGUCUUUUUGGUACAAAUGACAAUGAAUCAGGAAAUGACUUUUUGUUACCAGACCACUCCCACACAAAUAGCACCCAAGAUUUCUCUCUGAAGUGGCAGGUUGACACCCAGUGUAGUUCUGGACGUAAGAAAAUAAAAGCCUGCCCUACUUCACCACAUCAAAAGUUAUGUAAAGCUCUAUUCCAAGGAUCUAACUCAGUGCUCCGCAACUGCUUCAGAGUGAUCUAUCCUCAGCCUUUCUAUAACGCGUGUGUGGAAGAUAUCUGUGAUUCCAAUGAGAUAAAGCCAAUCUGUAACCUGGCAGCAGCAUAUGUCCAUUUGUGCAACAGAAACUUUGUUCCUAUAGAGAUCCCUUUACAAUGCGCAUGAAGACUGGUUUUACACUCUAGAAGCAACCAUACACGGAAUAAUCCAUGUUUGUAAAGAAGAAAUAUCCUGACAGAUACCUUUGUAAUACCUUAAUGUAUUUACCUAAAGCAAAUUGUGAUUUAUGUGAAACUAACAGACCAGGUUAGGAAUCCAACAGGGUACCACAGAAACAAAUAUUUAACAUUUUACCUCUUUACGUGUGUCCUGCUGUAACAUAUUUUGAAACAGAAUAAAUUUGUUUCCCAUAAAAGAA
This is a messenger RNA of Xenopus tropicalis (tropical clawed frog), 12011 nucleotides long. RefSeq lists its product as uncharacterized. The coding region runs from base 134 to 11758 and encodes 3874 amino acids. The record is from RefSeq and is a predicted model, not a curated record. Gene Ontology annotation, biological process: lipid transport. Gene Ontology annotation, molecular function: lipid carrier activity. Lineage: Eukaryota; Metazoa; Chordata; Amphibia; Anura; Pipidae. The transcript has 74 exons.